AUGACAAAAUCACAAGAACAGCUCCAGUGCGCCGUCGUUUACCCUCGACCUGGGAAAGCAGAUCAGUUGACAGAAAUCAUGGACGGGAUCAUCGCAUCAUCCAUGCAGGAAGACGAACCCAAUGUGCUGCACAUGGUCCCUGUCCUGGUUAACGCCCGUGGGUUGACCGUUCGACAAGCAGUCAAGGAGACUGAAGCAGAGACCAAUCGGAAUAUCGAGUGCUUUGAUCAAAUUGCCAAUGCACUAUUGGAGGAGAUCAAACUCACCCAUCCGGAGAAAGUUGACGAGGUAUCUAGCUACGUGGAUGGAUGUCGCUACAACCAAAUGGCCAACUUCUUGUGGAGGCAUGCAGCCCGUCUAGGAUAA
Aspergillus bombycis is the source of this 366-nucleotide messenger RNA. RefSeq names its product cyclase. The record is from RefSeq and is a predicted model, not a curated record. NCBI's taxonomy places the organism in Eukaryota, Fungi, Ascomycota, Eurotiomycetes, Eurotiales, Aspergillaceae. The transcript is spliced from 3 exons. The coding region runs from base 1 to 366 and encodes 121 amino acids.